AAAACAAUUACAGCUGUCAGAUUUUGAUGGUGUUUCGCUAAUCAUUAGAUGGAAAAAAGUAGCAAUAUAUUACAUUACGGCGAAUUUUUGUUAUUUGUUACGUUUAAUACUUCUUUGUAAAAACAGUGUAGAACGAAAACAUGUCGGUGCGCCACGAUUGGUACCAGUCGGAAACAAAGGUGGUGGUAACCGUGAUGUUGAAAGAUGCCGUCUCCAAGAACUACAAAGUGGAUAUCAUGCCAGAGUGUUUGCAUAUGACGGCCGAUGGUUAUGAACUCGUCUUAAACUUUUAUCGUCCAGUUGACGUCAGUAAAUCAUCGCACAAAGCAUACACUACUAAAGUGGAAAUAACGCUAGCCAAAGAAGUGGGCGAGCGGUGGGAAAGCUUGGAGAAAAAAGAUCUUCCCCCGCCAACGGCUAGACCUCCACCAAUUCACAAAAAAGACUGGGACAGCUUGGCAAAAGAAGUGGACAAAUCUGAAGAAGAGAACUCAAAUGGUGAAGAUGCGUUAAAGCGGCUCUUUGAUAAAAUUUAUUCUGAAUCGUCGCCUGAAGUGAAGAAAGCAAUGAACAAAUCGUUUUCCGAGUCCGGUGGCACUGUUCUAAGCACCAACUGGCAAGAGGUGUCAAAAGAUAAAGUUGAUGUUAAGCCGCCCGAGGGUGCGGAAUUUAAAAAGUGGGACUAGUUGGAUAGCGUUAAUUCUUGCUUGGUAGUAGUCCGUCUAGGACGAAAUUUAUAAUUUAUUCGCAUUUUUCACCUAAAAUUUUUAUUAUUUUAUGUAUGAUUAACACAUAAUUCAUUAAAUAAAAUAUAUUAUAAUUUA
Anastrepha obliqua is the source of this 824-nucleotide messenger RNA. It is a transcript of the gene Sgt1, whose product is annotated as protein SGT1 homolog. The record is from RefSeq and is a predicted model, not a curated record. NCBI's taxonomy places the organism in Eukaryota, Metazoa, Arthropoda, Insecta, Diptera, Tephritidae. Gene Ontology annotation, biological process: protein stabilization. Gene Ontology annotation, molecular function: protein-folding chaperone binding. The transcript has a single exon. The coding region runs from base 141 to 686 and encodes 181 amino acids.